Messenger RNA from Nothobranchius furzeri (turquoise killifish), 1884 nucleotides. It is a transcript of the gene trmt13, whose product is annotated as tRNA methyltransferase 13 homolog. Lineage: Eukaryota; Metazoa; Chordata; Actinopteri; Cyprinodontiformes; Nothobranchiidae. Gene Ontology annotation, biological process: tRNA methylation. The record is from RefSeq and is a predicted model, not a curated record.
AACAACCAACACGUCUUCUAAUUUAUUAAAAGAAACACAAAUUUAUGUUUAUGUAUUUAGCAGAGAAACACAAAUUUGUCCGGGAAAGGUUAUUAAAUGAAACCUGGCUGUUAAUCAAAGAAAAUCCUCUAACAACGUUUCUUCUUUCACCGCAGGUGUUGAGGUUGAAACGUGCCCAAGGAACAGUGAGGAGCUGAUCCGCAGACCUGACCCAGACCCAUCCAAUAUGGCAGCGACGCUGACGUCCUCCAGCGGACGUGUACGUCUAGCGAGCUGCAGCCAGGAGCUUCUGCAACAGCUCGCUCAGUUCAACAUGGCGGAGCCCACGCGCUGCGUGUUCUUCCUACAGAAGAAGAAGCGGUUCUGUAAAAUGAUCGUCGCAAAAGGGAGACGGUUCUGCGGGGAGCACGCGACCAUGGAGGAGGGAGGCAGCAGCAGGAGGAUCACCUGUCCUCUGGACCCCAAACACACAGUGACCAAAGACAAGCUGGAGAAACACCUGAAGAGAUGCAACUCCAGAGAGAAACCCAAACCUGUUUAUUAUGUGGAGAACAUCAAUGCAGGACCAGUGCUUGAAGACCAGGAGCUUCCACAGGUGACCCUGUCUGAGCACAGCAAAGCAGAGCUGGAAGCUCUGGUGGACAAACUGAAGGCAGCUGUUGAAGGACUGGAGUCUGAGGUGGAGGACAGAAUUCUGUCUCAUUCUGUCCUCCAGGACCAGCUCAUCAACCCAAAGAAUGGAGAGUCUGCCCACAAACACCUAAAGCAGCAGGCCUCUAUCUUAGGUCACCUGGAGGAGCUGAAUCUGCUCUACGGGCAACGCUGCUUCGUGGAGUUUGGAGCGGGUCGAGGAAAACUGUCUCACUGGAUCCACGAGGCCCUGAGGACCCACGAAGACCCAAAAGCCAGAGAAGACCUUCAGCUGCUGCUGGUGGAGCGCUGCAGCACCCGAUUCAAGGUGGAUGGGAAACACCAGGAUGCUGGACUGGAGUUUGAGAGGCUGCAGGUGGAUAUUCAGCACCUGGACCUCAGUAGAGUUCCUCUGCUGCAGCAGAAGCAGCUCCCAUUGGUCGGCGUGGGAAAGCAUGUGUGUGGAGCAGCAACAGACCUGGCUUUACGCUGCCUGUUGGGAACGGCUGGAGCUGGAGACGAAACCCGACCAGCUUCGAAACGCUCCAAACCAGCUGAUGAGGCGAUCCAAGACCCCAGCCUCACCCCCUGGCCCCGCCCACUGCUUGGGUUAGCCGUAGCACUGUGCUGCCACCAUCGCUGUGAGUGGCGUCACUAUGUGGGCCAGGAGUUCUUCCAGCAGAAAGGACUUGGACCUGCAGAAUUCUCCUCCUUCUGCCGCAUGUCUAGCUGGGCCACAUGUGGGCUCAGGCCAGCCAAUCAGGAGCCUCCGUCACAGAAUCCCUCCAAUCAGAGAGGAGAGGACGAUGCCCACCAACCAGUCGAGGAGACAGAUGCUGUUAGCAGCUUCCUGACAGCAGCCAAGCGACAGCAGCUGGGUCGUCUAUGCAAACUGCUGAUCGAUGGUGGGAGGUGCCACUUCCUGCAGACCAGAGGCCUCAGCACCAAGCUGAUUGGUUACGUGGACACAGGGGUCACUCUGGAGAAUGUGCUACUCACCGCUGUCCCCUCUGAAUCCUAAUGUCUCUCUGAGUCUAGAUUGCAGGUGUUUUAAAGCAUUCCUGUUAUAAAAGUGUUAAUGUGAAGUUUUUAUGAACUCUCUCAUCAGUCUGCUGCUGUGUUCUAAAGUCUCUAAACAUCCAAUCAGAGACUGUUCUUGUUCAGAUUUGGUUCUCUUUAAUGGAGAGGAGCCUCCCUGUAGCAGUGAGGAUUAGCUGCAUUUAUUAAAUGACCAAUAAGAUGUGACGUUCCAUA